Messenger RNA from Triplophysa dalaica, 2711 nucleotides. It is a transcript of the gene eme2, whose product is annotated as crossover junction endonuclease EME1. The record is from RefSeq and is a predicted model, not a curated record. The transcript is spliced from 8 exons. Gene Ontology annotation, cellular component: Holliday junction resolvase complex; nucleus. The coding region runs from base 72 to 1997 and encodes 641 amino acids. Lineage: Eukaryota; Metazoa; Chordata; Actinopteri; Cypriniformes; Nemacheilidae. Gene Ontology annotation, molecular function: DNA binding; zinc ion binding; nuclease activity. Gene Ontology annotation, biological process: resolution of meiotic recombination intermediates; double-strand break repair; replication fork processing.
AAUAUUUUUCAGCUAGUGUAGGUAGGGUAAUAAGGUGUAACAUUACUGACUUCGGUCAGCGUGGUGGGGUAAUGGGGUCGGAUGUGAGAGAUUUCUCGCGGCUGACGCUCGGGCAUGGUUGCAAAUGUAUGCCCGACGCCGCGGUAUCUGUGGAGGAUUGUCUGAUAGCCGUGAGUGCGGCGGUCGGAGGCGCUCAUAUCAGAUCGGCCUCCCGCAUGAAUAAGGCCAUUGUAAUAUUUUUGAGUGAAAGUCAAAUGGUGGAUGAUCUAAUUGAAUCUGGAUUAAUAAUCAAAGAUACUUUUGUACCCGUUUUGCCUUUAUCAAGCCCAUCGAAAAAAGUUGUGUUAUCAAAUGUCCCCCCUUUUGUAAAAAACGACCGUUUAGAGCAAAUACUCCAGAGGUAUGGAAAAAUAGUGAGUCCUAUAAAAAUGAUUCCGCUUGGAUGUAAAAACCCCCAAAUUAAGCAUGUUAUGUCUUUCCGCCGUCAGGCUUUCAUGAUCUUAAAUCCUCAGAGCGAUUCAUUAAAUCUGUCUGUUAAACUGAACAUUGAUGGCAAGGAUUACACUAUAUUCAUUAGCUCUGAUUCCAUGAGAUGUUUUAUCUGUGGUGCUUUUGGACACAUCAGGCAAACAUGCCCGAAUCGGGACAGGCCGGCGGUGUCUGAUGUGACUCGAGCUGCUGAGGCGGAGAACAGUGAGCGAGUGACGGGCGAGGAUGCCGCUGCGGCCGCUGUGGCUUCACAACCCCAGCCGGCUGAUGCGCUUUCCGCGCCGGGUGAUUCACCCGAGGAGAGACCGGGGCAGGUUCCCUCUAAAGACGGCCUAAAGGCUGCUGAAGAGGCGCCUGGGCCGAGUCAUAUCCCCGCUGUACCGCCGGCAGAUGUUAGCCGAGUACUCUCGCAGCCUGUGCCCGAGACCGAGGCGCUUAAUAGAAAAGAAAAAAGGAAACUUGACAAAACUGUUACCGAAACCACCGAUGACUUAUUAAAGCAAAGCCAAGAGGAUAUCUCAUCUCAGGAGCUAAUGGAUUUAGAGUCACAAAAUGAAGAUUUGGACAAUGAAUAUGAGGAUAUUGAGACCACUGAAAAUGACACCAUGUAUUCAGAAUUGGCUUCUGGAGUGUUGUUACAGGAUGUAGGCUGUGACGUUUUGCUCAAGACUCUUGAUGGUUUGUCUUGGAGGAGCCGUAUUGAGGAUCAGGGACUUCACAACAGCGUCAGGUGGACACGACAGGCCCUUCAGCAGGGUGAGGAAGAGGAUGAAAAUGGAGCUGUUGAAGAAGAUCAGGUUCUGAUGGUGAUCUCCCAGAAUGACUUUCAUGACAUAGUGACAUCACAUAACAAAAACACCAAUCAGUUGGCUCCCACUGGUGAGAUGAUAAAGGGGGCGGAGUCACUGUUCCAACGACUCUCUGAAUACUUCAACAGAGUGUCUGGGAAAGUUGUCACGAUUCUAGUGACGGGUCAACACGAAAGAGGAGGAUCAUGGGAUGAAGAUGAUGUCGAUUCUCACUUCUAUCAUCUGGAGACAGAAGAGCUAUUGGUUCACCUCCAGCUUUAUUGGAAUGUGGCUGUUCACUUCCUGUUUGGCUGGGAGGAAGUGACUGAUCAUGUGAUCGCUGUUACCAAAGCUUUAUCCAAGAGACCUUACAAAGCGUUGUGCGGCGAUCCCGAGCUGGGCUUCUGCAUGGACGGCUCAUGGUCAGGAGGUGUGCGGGUGGACAGAGACGGCCGUGGUCUCGCUCAGGUGUGGACGCGUCAGAUACAGCAGCUGAACCGCGUCAGUGUACCCACGGCCAAAGCUGUGACAACCGCCUACCCCUCAGCUUCACUCCUACUGCAGGCCUAUGAAGAGCUGCCGUCUGAGGAGGAGAGUCGCAGGCUGUUGGCCGAUCUCAUUGUGGGAGGCGGGGUCAAAGAGAGGCGUGUCGGUCCUGAUGUCUCAGGGCGUAUACAUCGCCUACUUACUUCCCAGAAUCCUCAUCUCCUGCUGGAUUAAAAUUGAGACUAAUUGGAAUUGUUGGAGAAAUCGCACAUUCUGCACUUUAAAAUAACUGACUGUUAAAUACAAACUCAUUGGUGCCAGUCAUCACAGUUUGAAACUUCUGUCAUUGAGAACAUUGAUUAUGUUUGAAAUUGAAUAUAAGAACUCAGGAGUGCAUUCAGUGUUUAAAUUUGAUCAGUAUGUGUAUUGACUGGGAUUGUGUGAUUAGUUUUGAUGAUGAGUUUGCUGCCACUUAAAGAGGUCAUAUGACACGUCUAAAACGAAUAUUAUAAUUGGUUUAAGAUGUAAUUAAAUGUGUAAACAUGAUUUAAGGUUCAAAAACUACUGCAAGCGUGUGACAGAAAUGUAGCGCUUCUUACCAUAUUUGGAACAUCAGGUUCCAUAGCAAUUGUACUGACAGGUACACACACCUUACUUGUGUAUAGAUUUGGGCGGUCUUUGUCAACUAACUGACAUAGAUUUGUGGGGGGGGGUGGUUACACAAGGCAUUUCAGGCAGGUCUGGGUGAGCAUUCGCUUUUAGAUAGAAUGCAUCUUUUGUUCUGACACUUUAAUUUUUGCAAUUGUAUGUGACCAAUACAUGCAUGGGCAACAUAUAACACACCAAAGACACAGAAAAACACGUGUUCGUGCCAUAUGACCCCUUUUAAAUUAGAUAUCACAUUACCACAAACUAAAAUAAUAAUAAAUUUGAUUCUAAGAAAAAACA